This is a messenger RNA of Colletotrichum graminicola M1.001, 1146 nucleotides long. RefSeq names its product cyclin domain-containing protein. NCBI's taxonomy places the organism in Eukaryota, Fungi, Ascomycota, Sordariomycetes, Glomerellales, Glomerellaceae. The transcript has a single exon. The record is from RefSeq and is a predicted model, not a curated record. Gene Ontology annotation, biological process: regulation of cyclin-dependent protein serine/threonine kinase activity. Bases 1 to 1146 code for a protein of 381 amino acids. Gene Ontology annotation, cellular component: nucleus; cyclin-dependent protein kinase holoenzyme complex. Gene Ontology annotation, molecular function: cyclin-dependent protein serine/threonine kinase regulator activity; protein kinase binding.
AUGGAGUCACGGUCAUAUCUCAGCUCGAGCGAGCUCAACGCCGCUGCCCUUGACCACUUCGUCUACCAACCCGUCAGCAAGUCGAUGAUUUCCUACCUGGCCGGCGCCGCCUAUAAUGUCAUCGCAUGCGACAGCGCUCUGAUGCCUCCCGCAUCCGCAGAGGCAUAUCGUCAACAGCAGCUCCCCCCGACACCACCCAGGACGCCCGAACCCCGCCCUGUCCGCUCCGAAGACGCCGACCUGCCUACGCUUGAGGCCUUUAUCACCCAACUCGUCGUCUCGUCCAACGUCCAGGUCCCGACGCUCAUGUCGACACUCGUAUACCUCACUCGGCUCAAGUCUCGUCUGCAGCCCAUGGCUCGUGGUCUCCGGUGCACCACCCACCGUAUCUUCCUUGCCGCCCUCAUAUUGACCGCCAAGUACCUGAACGACAGUUCGCCCAAGAACAAGCACUGGGCUACCUACAGCCAUGCCAACAACGACUUCUCCAGCUUUGGCUUCAGCAGAACGGAAGUCAACUUGAUGGAGAAGCAGCUUCUCUUCUUGCUGGACUGGGACCUGAGAAUUACCGAGGAGGAUCUCUACCGCGAGCUUGACCCCUUCCUCGCGCCCAUUCGCGCCGAAAUCGAAGCCAAGCAUGCCCGUCGCUUGGCACGCCGUCGCAAGCAGGAGGAGGAGAUGCGCCGGAGGCAGGAGGAAAUGUACAACAUGACCACUUACCCCAGCCCCCCCUCCUCUCGCGCUAGUUCUCGUUCACGACAAGAGACGCCGGAUCAUACUCGCACUUGCAGCGGCUCUUCCAUCACCCCCCCUGGCCUGUGCUACAGCAGCAGCUACGGCAGCUCGAUCAGCUCCUUUGCUCCUUCUGUAGCGUCAAGUCGCUCCCAGUCACGGGCCACGACGCCGCUGGACAACCCCACUGAUGAGCCGUACAUGUACGUGCCCAACGGUAGCUUGUAUGACUCGCCGGUCGAGGUUCAUAUCGAGCACCCAGCGUCCACUUUGUCGAAGCGGAAACCACUUCUUCCCUACGAAAUCAGCACCGAGGAGCUUCGCGACAUGCAAGACGGCACCAAGGCCAAGAGAGCACGCAUGGGCCGUGGCAUGUGGGGUCGCGUUUUCGGCGGUGCCGUGACAGUGCGGUAA